AUGGAGUUCCUUGUGACUUUACGAAAUUUUAUAAGAAGACCAGCUCAAGACACUUUACCUAGGAUUCCAAUAGAUUCUUCUACAUCGACUGAAAUCCCUUCCAUUGCUGGAGCUUUCGCAACACAACACUCUAGAUCAGAAAAUUCAGAAUUUGCUUAUACAUAUAAUCGAAAAGUUGUAAAAAUUCUGGAUAAGAUUGACUUUGAAGUAUUUUCGAUUUUUGACAUAAGAAAAUACAAUCGUGAAAUUAAAACGAGAAAUGAUUACCUCAUCAAAGAGAUCGUAAAGGUUACAGAUUGUUAUAUAGAUAAUGCCUGUCUAUUAUUAUGUACUCGAGAUACAAAUAACGAUUAUAGAUUUAUUUUGUAUGAUAUAUACGAAAAUAAAUCUUAUACUCUACCAGUAAAUCUUAAGAAAAUUGGACAUACAGUAAUUUACGAUGUUAUGCUUUCAGAACAAAUAGUUCAUACAGUAAAGGCAGGAUUCGAGUUACCUAAUUCAUUUUUUUUGGUUCUUGGAACAUCGAUUGGAAUUUCUUUAUAUAGAUUAUUAGCACCUACACCUCAAGCACCAUAUUUUAAAUUAGUUGAUGAAUGUUAUCAACAUUUAGCAACUAAAGAACCGGUUUCUUCAGUUUGUUUAUAUAAAUCAAAUAAUGUUGUCGAAGAAACUCAAUAUUUGAUUGCUGGUGGUGUUCGAGGUCUUGUUGAAUUUUUUAGUUAUGAUUUUGAUCGAAAACUUCAAUUUAUUCAAAGUUUAGAAGUACCAGAAUCUAUGGCACCCGUAACACAUAUCGUUGCACGUCCUCAAAGGGAUAGUGAUAAAGGACUUUUUUUUAUUGGUCAUGGUCGAUUAUUAGAUCAUAAUGAUUUUUUAAUUAGAAAUGAUUAUAAACCAUUAAUUAGAUUCAUUCGUAUUUCUUAUACACAUGAUAAUUUAUUAUGUCAAGAAUUUAAACAAAGAUAUGAAGGUCGACCUGGAUCUAAUGUUAGUAAUGGUAGAAUAAUUUCAAUGUCAGCUUCCGUUGAUGAAAUGAAUCAUAUUUUAUGUAUUGGAUUGGAAUCAACUUAUUUAGAAAGGGAUGCUAAUGAUGGUCCAGAAUUAGCAUUAUUUAAAAUAGAAGAUGCUGAAAGAGUUGAUACAAUUUGUUGGAAAAAUAUAGUUUCACUUUGUGGUCAUUCAUCAAUAUAUGAUAUUGAUGCACCGAAAUUACUUACCAAGGUAGAUAUUUUACUUCCCGAUAAAAUUGUAUCAUUUGAUUUAUCAGGUCAACAACAAGAAGGAGAAGAAUUUUAUGAUCCAUUACCAGAGUUUGAAGAAUUCUUUACUGAAUCUGAUUUCAAAAAAUAUAAUAUUUAUGGUAAUCAAAUUAUUGGAUCAAUUCAACAACGACGUAGUCAAAUGAAUAAUGAAUUAAUAUUUGAUUUAUUACUUCAAUUUGCAAAAGUUGAUCCAUCACUUUAUCCUCCAAUUAAUAUGGCAGGUUUAAGAUUAUUAUUUAAUCAAAUAUUUAAUAGUGCGGUUGAUAGAUUAAGGCAACAUUGUUUGGUUUAUUAUCUUUUAAAGGAUUGGCAAGGGGCUGCAAAUUAUAGGCAUCAGAGAUAUGCCGCAAGAUUUCUUAUACCUCCAAAUUUUUUAUGUUUAAUGGAUGGUUAUUGGGCAUUAGAUCAUUGGUUAUUUGCUGAAGCAAUUCGAUUUUUAACUGAACCAUCGGUUUCCGUUGAUUGGGAUCAUAAAGUUAUGCAAGUUUUAGUGGAUCACUCAAGUCCUCGUGAUGCUUUAACUUAUGCGAAUCUUACUCAAGUUGAUAAGAUUUUAUCUGAUAACCCUAAAAAAACAGAAAAUCUUGUUAUUCAUAUGGAAAUUCUAAUGCGAUGUGAUAUACUCGAAGCCUUUGACUUUCAACGGAAAUGUCGUCCUCAACCUAUUGAAGGUCAACCAUUAGAAUUACUAUUACUUAGAAAUUUAUUAGAUUAUUGCUUUUAUCCAAAUCCAAAUGCCGAAAGAUUAACUUCACUUCUUAAUAUAAAUAUGGAUAAAUAUGAAGAAGAAUUUACUAAAAAAUAUUGUGAAAGUCAUGAUUUAGUGGAAUGCAAGAUCUUUUGGAUUUAUUAUACUUUACAUCAUGGUGAUAUUGUGGAAUCCAUAAAGUUAAAUGAGAUAUUAAAACGACAAGGUGGAGGUACCGAAAGUAAAAUAGCAAAUUCACAUCUUCGUAAUAAAUAUUUUGCUGGUUUAAUGGAAAAAUUGUCACCCUCACAACAAAAAGAAAUUUCUAUGGAAGUAGAUGAAAUUACAAGUAAAGAUACAGUUGUGAUGGUUGAAGAAAUGAUUGACGUUAAUAUUAAUGAAGAAGUUACAGUAUUGGAUGAAGAAAUGACAAAUAGAUCUUUAGAACCCAUCAAUGAAAAAAUGACCACUCAUCAAACAUCACCAAAUAAAGAACUUCCAUCCUUACCAAAUCAUUCACCAUUUUCAACGCCACAAAAUGAACGUACACCCAAAACCCCUGAACCACCUCGAAGUAAACGUAAAGGACGAUCUACGAAUACGGAUUCACCGAAAACUCCCCGUUCAUUUACAACACCUGAUAGAAGAAUUACUCGAAGUAUGUCUAGAACCAUGACGACGACUUCAAAUAUGAAAUAA
Diversispora eburnea is the source of this 2649-nucleotide messenger RNA. Lineage: Eukaryota; Fungi; Glomeromycota; Glomeromycetes; Diversisporales; Diversisporaceae. The record is from the annotation of a GenBank genome assembly.